This is a messenger RNA of Glycine soja, 1041 nucleotides long. RefSeq lists its product as uncharacterized. The transcript has a single exon. The record is from RefSeq and is a predicted model, not a curated record. Lineage: Eukaryota; Viridiplantae; Streptophyta; Magnoliopsida; Fabales; Fabaceae. The coding region runs from base 220 to 801 and encodes 193 amino acids.
AAUCUCUCUCUCUCUUAGGUCUCUAUACAUAUAUAUAGAAGAGAGCACCCAAAAUCUUUGAUCAUCAGCUUAAGCACAUUCAUAAAGAGUUUCCAUAUUACUUGCAAUAGCUACUCUACCAUACACAUACACUCCUCCUCACGUUUGAGUUUCAGCUACAUUAUCUAAAGCACACUUGGCAUUUACAUUUAGCGACAGCCACAAAUAUAUAGUAACAUCAUGGGUUUGAAGAACCGUGGCGUUGGUCAUAGAGCAUGGAGCCUCCUGCGGGCGUCAUUGUUGUGGGCACGUAAAGGUGGCUUGUUAAGGCGCAGGGUUGCCAUGGAGCUGCGUCUGGUACCAAAGUACUUGAAGCGACUCGGCCACACUGCGCCGCCGCCAAGCCACAUUCACUACUUUGAGCGCGAGCUCUCGUUCGACAAGACCCCCAUAUUCCAUGUCAAGAUGUACCGUCCAACCUCCAUGCGCUUCCACUUGCCGCACAUUCCUUGCAUAAAGCCACAUGUUGAUUUUGACUAUGACUUUAAUGAUGAUGGCAAUGUUGAAUAUGAUACUGGAAGAAAGAGUGCCCUCAUGGAUGCAGGAGACAGCAGAGACCAGGAAUUUUGUCAUGAUUAUUAUGAAGGAUGCCAAGAGAUGAUGGGUUGUGGUGAGGAAGAGGAAGAGCAACAAGCAGAUGCACAGGGGAUAGAUAAGCAAGCUGAGGAGUUCAUUGCUAAAUUCUAUCAGCAAAUGAGGCUGCAGCGCCAGAUUUCUCUACUAGAAUACAAUGAAACACCCAGAUCAGACACAAGUUGUUGAGCAUGCUUCUAAUAUAUGCAACGUGCGGGUUCACUUUUUUCUUCUUUUUCUAUUGAGUUUUGAUGCCAUUGUCAAUGGUAAAACAUUGUAGUUCACGAAAUGAGAGAGAGAGAGAUCCAUAUGUACUGCCGGAUGCUGUAAAUACCGGGAGCUACCCUUGAGUUCUAGUAUUUACAUAUUUUCAUAGUUAUAAUUUCAAUUAAAAUACUACCGUCUACCGGGCUGCUAUUCAUUGUUUAA